Apis florea (little honeybee) is the source of this 585-nucleotide messenger RNA. RefSeq lists its product as uncharacterized. NCBI's taxonomy places the organism in Eukaryota, Metazoa, Arthropoda, Insecta, Hymenoptera, Apidae. The record is from RefSeq and is a predicted model, not a curated record.
AUGGCUAACAUAUUUAAUUUAUUUGGUGAAAUAUCAGAAUUUCACAAAGGUUCAACUACAAAAUCUCUAACAAGAUCAAAAACAUGUCUUGGUAUAAAUGGUUCUUUAAAGAAUGUUGGUCAAUCAAAACCAAAAGGAUUAUCAAUUAGAUCUAGUUCUGAUUUAAAUGUACCUGAAACUGUGCAAGCUACUUUCAACAAACAACAAGAAUUGUUAAAGCCAAAACUAACACAAUUAGAUAAUGAUGAAACUAAGUGCAUUUUCCAUAAAAAAAAAGAUAUAUCUCCAAAAAAAGAACUUGAUAUAAAACAUGUAAAAUCACCUUUAUCGUAUAAUGAAAAAAAUUUAGCUCCAUAUUAUGAUAUGCAAUUUGAAUUUGAUGAUAUUUAUACUAAAGACAUAGAAAAUGAAUUUAAAGAAUUACUUAAAAAAAAGGGAAAUGAAGUAAUACCUUAUGAAGAUGAAUUUGAAUUAGAUCAAAGGCAAAUUAAGUUUGAAAUACCAAAAUUAUGUAUACCUAUAUUUGAUGAAGAAUGGAUACAAUAUAAAAUUCCUGAUUUACCAGAAAUAUCUAAUGAAUUUUAA